AUGCUCCACCUCUUCUCAACGAUGAAGACGCAGUCCUCCACGACCGCGUGGUCUAAGGCCCGCAAGUCCAUCGUGCGCGCCAACGCCGGCGUCAAGCGCAGUAUCACUCUGCCACCUCUCCCGCACCCACCGACGCUCGUGGGCGGCCGCCUCGUGCCCUUCCAACGCGCCGCGCAGAGUCCUCGGACGCUCGGCCCGAUCCUCGAAGAAGACAGUUUCGUGAAGGUCUAG
Messenger RNA from Saprolegnia diclina VS20, 231 nucleotides. RefSeq lists its product as hypothetical. The record is from RefSeq and is a predicted model, not a curated record. The transcript has a single exon. Lineage: Eukaryota; Oomycota; Saprolegniomycetes; Saprolegniales; Saprolegniaceae. The coding region runs from base 1 to 231 and encodes 76 amino acids.